This is a messenger RNA of Drosophila obscura, 2108 nucleotides long. RefSeq lists its product as uncharacterized. Bases 561 to 1868 code for a protein of 435 amino acids. Gene Ontology annotation, molecular function: oxidoreductase activity. The transcript is spliced from 3 exons. The record is from RefSeq and is a predicted model, not a curated record. Lineage: Eukaryota; Metazoa; Arthropoda; Insecta; Diptera; Drosophilidae.
UGGCGCUUCGUACGACAACGACGACGGCGACGACGAGGAGGAGCCUAAGUUUUGCUGGGAUUUGGCGUGUAAAUUGAUUGGCACUCUGCUGCUGUUGCUGUUGCUUCUCCGUUGAUUGUGCAAAUUACGUAAAUUUGUGUGUUUUUGUUAUUAAUAUUUAAAUACUUUACGUAGUAAUUGUGUAGUUAGUUGAGGACUUGUGCGGCGUGCCAGAAACAUUCGCGAGUCGCGUUUUGGGCAAUUAUUCCAGAGUAAAUCUCCCAAAAGUCUAACGCGGAGAGAGAGCAAGAGAUAAAACGUUCUGAAUCACUCGGAGAAUAAAUAAAAAGUGCAAGCAGCGCACGUCCGACAUCGGCAGCGGCAGCGACGUCAGCUGUUUCUCCCCCCAACCUCACCAUUGGUUGUUGCUCUUGAGACCUUACGUAUUACGUAGUAGUUAGUAGUCGUUUAUCUCCAACUAGUUUUUUUCGUUUUCGCUCUCUUCUGUUGUGUUCUGUUUUGGUUGCCAUUCGUGUGCCUGGUUCUUGCCUGUUGUGCUUUUUGUUGCCUUAUUUGUUGCAAUGACUUCGUUGACAUUGUUUUGCUUUCUGAGACGUUCUGCGGUCACUGGCGACGCGGCAUACGCCUACGCCAGUGCUGCCAAUCGGCGGUGCGUUCAAACGCUUCAACGGCGCCCCUCCUGUAGGCGGCAUGCAACAACAGCAGCAGCAGCAGCGGCAGUCCCAAAUGCAAAUGCAAAUUCAGGCGACUUUGCUCCGCUGCUCAGAGGUUCUACCAGAAACAUGGCGUCUUCUGCUCCCAAACUGGUGGCCGUUGCCGAGUCCCGGCGCUUCAUGAUCGACUGCUUCAAGGCGGUGAAGGUGCCCCAGGCCCAUGCCGAGGCCCAGGCCGAUCUCCUUGUGGCGGCCGAUCAUCGGGGACACUUCAGCCACGGCAUGAAUCGCCUGGAGAUGUACAUCAACGAUCUGGCCAUCAACUCCACGGACGGCGGGGCAGAGCCCAAGAUUCUAAAGGAGACGCCCUCCACCGCCUGGGUGGAUGGACUCAAUGGUCUGGGCGCUGUGGUGGGCAACUACUGCAUGGAUCUGGCCAUCAAGAAGGCCAAGGCAGUGGGCGUUGGCUGGGUGUGUGCCAAGGGAUCGAACCACUACGGCAUGGCCGGCUGGUAUGCCAUCCGAGCCAUGGACCAGGGCCUCGUCGGAAUGUCCAUGACGAACACGUCGCCGCUGAUGGCCCCCACACGCGCCAAGGAGUCUGCUCUGGGCACCAAUCCCCUCUCCCUGGGCGCACCCGCCACGAACGGUGACAAGUUCCUGCUGGACAUGGCGACUACAGCCGUGGCUGUGGGCAAGAUUGAGAUCCAGCGCCGCAAGGGUGCCGCUCUGCCCGACGGCUGGGCCCAGGAUCCCAAUGGCAACAUCACAAACGACGCCGAAUUGGGCUUCAGCACCGGCUGCCUGAUGCCCUUGGGUGGAUCGGAGUUGACCUCCGGCUACAAGGGUUACGGUCUGGGUGCCAUGGUGGACAUCCUUACCGGCGUCAUGUCCGGUGCCCAUUACUCCACGCAGGUGCGCAAGUGGACGCACGCUGGUGCCGAUUCGGCGGCAGAUCUCGGCCAGGUCUUCAUUGCCGUUGAUCCCAACUGUUUCGCGCCCAACUUUGAGGAGCGCAUGACCGAUUUCAAUGCCCGCCUCAGGGGUGUUGAGCCGACUGAUCCCAGCAAGCCUGUUCUGCUGGCUGGCGACAAGGAGAGCCAGAACAUGGCGUCCGUUGACGCUGCCGGCGGCAUUCAGUAUCUGGAUAAUCAGCUGAAGACCUGCGCCUCCUUGGCAGACAAGUUGAACAUUAAGCCGCUGGCCUUUAACUAGCGAGGGAGACGGCGACCGUGCCUCCUCUGUGUCAUUCAUUGCCAUAGUAUGCUGGAGAAGCUUCUGCAUUUUGCCUGACCAAAGCACAGCGUUAUUUAGUGCCUAAGUUCUGACCACAUAUCCGAUCCGUUGGUGUUCUGUUGUAGUUCUACUACAUAUAUGCAACAAUUUGUUUUGCCAUGAAAUAUUUGAUAUUAUGAUAUUAAUUACGAGCAAUAAAUAAUAGAGUACAGCUAUUAA